AUGUCGACCAUGAUCACGUUCGCCGCGAACAACGAGUUCUUUCGCAAGCGCAAGCGAGUUCAUCGCGCGUGUGAAUCAUGUAAAAAGCGGAGAAAGCGCUGCAGCCAUACUUUUGACGAUGAAGAAGCUCAGCAUGUAGAAGACGGAAGCUCUUCCCAAAGUGGACACCCAGGCGCUCCCAGAAGCUCCGAUUUCCAUGCUGCAAAUGGACACUACCAUGCACACGAUGCAAAAGGUCCUCGUGGAGAGGCCAUUGCUCAUGGAAAUGCCAAUUCCAUUAUGCCUCCACCACAUAGUCCGGUAGAGGAUCCACACACCCAAACUCCGCCCAACUUUCUGGGCUACCUCAACCCAGAAGCCGUUCUGCGAGAGCAGGUCCAUGGCGAACGUGGAAAGCCGGCUGGAUCACCCAGUAAUCCUUCCAUUGGCCACUGGAUAGACGAAAGAGAUCCAAGACCAGCGUCGACAAACGGGGGUUCAACUUCAUCGCGCAUUAAUGAGACAGGUCCGCAUACUACCCAGGAAGCGCAGAUCUCCAGAGCCCUUCAACAGUACUUAGAUGCAGUAGGGUAUGAUGUUCUGCCCUCAAGACGGAAUCAGGAUGCUCUCCUUGACAUCUACUUUGCCUAUGUGCACCCACUUCUUCCGUUAGUCGACAAGGAACUCUUCUACGAGCAAUACAAUCACGGCCGGGAAUCACGAAUGCUAAUGCAAGCAAUUUGCAUCGUAGCGUCAAAGCAUGCCCAUGCGGCAAAACACCUCCAUCUCGGAGAGGAUAUGGCACUUAGUCCGAGGACAUUUUCUCAGAAGCUGUACAAUGCUGUCAUUGUGGGUAUUGAAGCAAAACUAGAGAAGAAUCGUGUUGUAUUGAUACAAGUUCUGGCGCUUAUAUCGCUACAUUGUGAAGGGCCAGAUGGCGCUGAGCAAGCUUCGAUGCAUCUUGCGCAGGCCAUCCACCACGCCCAUACAUUUGGAUUGCAAUUCGGCCAUCAAUGGAAAAACCAGAGCUCGGAAUCACAAGGAAAUCUCGAGGAUGUGUUUUGGUGUCUUUGGAGUUUGGACAAAAUCAAUGCAUGCAUGUAUGGUCGGCCUUUGCUCAUGCAUGAUCGCGACAACAGCUUGAGACAACUACCGACAGAUCCUGAGAAGCGGUCAAGUCCAUUUGGAAUCUGGCUCCAGAUCUCAGAAAUGUUGGACAAGGUCAUUGACUACUAUCGACCUGGGAGAGCAGCAGAAGAGACUGGCUGGGAGGGAGACGACUUUUUAGGCUUCGAGGAAAUGGUUGGUGAUGGAGAGGAUAAGCUCGAUGGUCCCAUAAUGAGUCUACUGUCGCUGUUCCACCAUACCAUGUGUAUGGCUUCGCACAAGUCCCUCUCAAUCAACGCUCCUGUCAAAUCAACACCAUCUUACGUCCGCCAAAGUCUUUCAGCGACCAGAGUCAUUCAUCUGCUCAACGCCGAGUCCCCAGAACUACUACCACCACUCCCUAUCGUGCCAUACGCACUGGGCGUAGCCCUCAGCGUAGUCUACCGCCACUUCCGAUCACGACGCCUAAAAGUGCACGUCAAUCGCGCGACCGAAGAAUUAAAGCAAUGUGUCCGCCUCCUCGACCGCCUACGAAACGCAUGGUGGUCAGCAGGCACGACCGCAGAUCUAGGCCGCGCAGUCCUCAGCAACGCCGCCGGCCGCACCACCAACGCCGCCAACACGCCCGUCCCCGCGCCCGCCGAACCCCGUCGCCCCGAACCAAAAACAGAGCCUCCAACACCGCAAAACACACAUGAAGGUCAUCCUUUAUCCCAAUCCCACUACGUCCCACAACCACACUGGUCCCAAAAUACAGACACAGCCAUCGAUCCCCGUCUCCAACACCCACACCAAUCCCACACCCCAUUGCCCAGCCUCCUCAACCCCAUCUCAUCCGCACCUCCAACCUCGACCUCCACACCAGGCCAACACCCAACCAGCAGCGAGCGCGCCGACCGCGCCCCGAUUCCGCCUGCCGUCUAUGGCUUUGCGGAGCAGUCGCCCGACUGGCUGAAUUUUGACGCCGCGUUUGAAAACUUUGAGGGCUUGCUUGGGAGCUCGGGCGCGGAUCUGAGUAAUGAGUUGUUUAGGCCGUUGAAUUAUGAGACUCUUGAGGGGUUUUUGGAUCCUGCGGCUUGA
Messenger RNA from Plenodomus lingam JN3, 2166 nucleotides. RefSeq lists its product as uncharacterized. NCBI's taxonomy places the organism in Eukaryota, Fungi, Ascomycota, Dothideomycetes, Pleosporales, Leptosphaeriaceae. Gene Ontology annotation, molecular function: DNA-binding transcription factor activity, RNA polymerase II-specific; zinc ion binding; DNA binding. The record is from RefSeq and is a predicted model, not a curated record. Gene Ontology annotation, biological process: DNA-templated transcription; regulation of DNA-templated transcription.